UGUUUUUUUAUUCAGUUUUGUUAUUGUGCAAAAGCCGAAAAUUAAAAAUAAAAUAAAUAAAUAAAAAAAAAAACACAACUGUUUUUGCGUGUGCGAAUUGUUAUCACAGAUGCCGAUGAUAAUGAUGAUAAUAAUCAUUGGAUUGAGCUACCUGUUAAUGUAAUUAGCAACAAAUGCAAUUUGCUUAAAUAUUCUACUUUCAAUUUGAGUGCAGAAUCACAAAAAAUUGACUAACUAACUAAAGAAACUGGAAACAUUUGGUCACCCUUCUACUGCUGCUGAAGUCAAGCGCUCAAAACUGUGGCACAGUUUCGCUUCUACUAAAAUGCACUUUUAACUUGAGUUGCAAAAGGAGUCAGACAGAGUGUGUGUGUGAGAGAGAGAGAGAGAGAGAGAGAGAGAGAAUAACUGAAGUGACAUCGACAUCGAGACAACAAAACGCGGCUAACAAAACACAAAAAGCGUGGAAAGAUGUGCCUGAUGAGGCUGCUGAAGUUGUCUCUGGCGCUGACCAUGCUCAGUCUGUGCUCCGCCAGCAGUUCCAGCUCCAGUUCCAGUUCCAGCUCGUCCAGCAACAGCUCCAACACCAGCAACAAUUCACUAGGUGUGUUCAUUGAACGGGCGCCCGAAUCGGCGGUGGCUCCAAAGGGUGACGAGGUUGUGUUCGAGUGUGAGAUGAACCUGAAGCCGGAUCGCUUGGAGUGGAGAUUCCGAUAUAGCUCAAGUGAACCCUAUCGAUAUCUGCAUCCCGCUGACGGUUACAAUGUGACGAGCAGCAAUGAGGAGCGCACCUGGAAGCUGCGGAUCUAUGUGAGUGCCCAGACGCUGGGAGACUAUCAGUGUGUCGCCUGGUAUGGACCUGGUGCCAUCGCCUCAACCCCAGGACGGCUCACCCUUGUCUCCAUCUCCAUAGACAAUGCGAACGGUUAUAAUCGGCAUGCGGUCCGCUGGAGCGUUGCCCCCAAGAACUGUGUGCUACUGCGUUGCGGUUCGGUCAUCUCGAAUCCGCCGGCUAUUUGGAGUUUCUAUCGCAAUGGCGAGAAGCUACCGCAGACGGAACUGCUGCCAGGUGCGGCGGGCGCCUUGGUCCUGGACUCGGUGAGUGGCAAGGAUGCAGGGAAUUACACAUGCGCGGCGACCAAUGCCAUCACUGGAGAGGAACUGCGUCUGCCGCAGGUGAUUGAUUUGCGAGUGGAUUAUACGGAUCGAACACCGCCGUAUUUCCUGCUCCAACAGCCGGCAACACAGGUGGCAACACGUCCCGGCGACACCGUUGUCCUCGAGUGUCCCGGCGUCGGAUCACCGCGUCCCAGCGCUGUCUGGAGCAGUCCCAAUGUGCCAAAUAUAUAUCAUAAUCGAAGUCGCGUUCUCGCCUACGGCCUGCAGAUAUCCGAUGUGCAGCCCGGGGAUCAGGGCUCCUAUGUCUGUCGCCUGGACAACGGCAUUGCCCCCGUUCGUGUCCACAUGAUCAAGCUGAGUGUCUUGGAGCGUCCCCGCAUUCAACGUGGUCCCAACUCGACCCUCACCAACGAGGGUGACUCACUGACCCUUGAAUGCGAUGCCAUUGGGCAUCCACAGCCGGAGAUCUACUGGCUCCUCAACGGCGAGGACGCCGCCGCCGACAAAGAGACCCGCAUCGAGCACAAUCGCCUUCUCAUCCACCACGUCCAGAAGCGACAUGCUGGCGUCGUCCAAUGCUUUGCACGCAAUCAACUCGGCGAGACCAGCGAGGGCAACAUGCUGCGUGUGAAUCCCCUGCAGAUAAAUGGCGAGGAUGAUCAGCCGCUGGGAAAUGUGCCCAUGCGAUUUGACCAUGAGAUGGGUCAUGGAAACGGGAACGGAAAUGGGAAUGCAAAUGGUGGCUACUCAUCCUCAUCUUCGCGCAGUAAGAACAAGCGCAAGUAUAUGAGAGUUGCAAACAUGGUGCCACCAUCACGACCCAAUGUUACCCGCCUGGCCGACGAUGCUGUCAUGCUGCGCUGGAAUGUGCCCAGUAACGACGGCCUGGCCAUACAGUUCUUCAAGGUGCAGUACCGCAUGUUGGGCAAGACUCCCCGCGAGAACUGGCAGACGACCAAUGAGAAUAUACCAGCCGGCAAGCAGAGAGAGCGUGAAAGAGAUCGCGACCGCGCCCGUGACCACGUCCGUGACCACGUCGACACGGGCGUUAAGAACUAUACUUCAUCGGUGACCGGACUGCGACCAGAUCGCAAUUAUCGCUUCCGGAUCAUUGCCGUCUACUCGAAUAAUGACAACAAGGAGGGCAACACAUCCAUCAAGUUCUUCUUGCAGCGUGGCGCUGCCAAAUCGAAUCUGCCAGUGCCCCAACUACGACAGAUCGAACCGUAUUCCGAGUCGGCAAUUGUGCUCCACUGGACACUCUCGCCGACAACUGGUCAGUCUCAAAAUAUUGAUGGUUACUAUGCCUACUAUCGGCCAGCUGCAUCGGCGGCCGAAUACCUCAAGGCCACCGUCGAGGGCGCCAAUGCGCGCCAAUUUCAAAUCGAUCAGCUCGAUCCGGCAACUCCCUACGAAUUCAAGUUGCAAACGUUCAACGCGCACGCAGCGUCCGAGUUCAGUGAGAUCAAGCAGGGACACACCAUGAAAUCUCCUGGUCACUCGGCAACCGUCACAGCACCGUCAAUUGUGGCCGUACCCAAUGGAUCUGGCAAUGAUGAGCAGAAUUCGAUCUAUCCGGUGAUUGCUGGUGCCGCUGGAGGCGGUCUAUUGCUCCUCAUCGCCACUGUGGUUGCCUGUCUUUGCAUUCGCCGGCGCAGCAAUGCCCAACCCGAGGAUGAAAACAAGCCGCAAUUGGAUCAUAUACAAGCGGAUUUUGUUACAUCCGCUGUGCUGGGCGUGGCAUCUCAUCAUAAUCAUAAGCCUGGCGAUGUGCGACGCCUUAAUGGCGUCAUUCCACGCAUGAACAUCACACCCAAUCCUCUGGCACAGGAUCCCACUGCCGAUAAGACCAAUGCGCUGGCUGUUGCCGCUGCGGCAGCAAUGCAUCAGCCGGGAUUGCAUCAUGCACAGCCGUAUCAUGCUCCGGGCACGCCUACGCUGCUGCAGAAGCGUCUGCCAUCGGCGCAUGACUUUCAGCAGCUGCAGGCGCCGCCAGUACCGCCACAUGCCGCCUAUUACCAGCAGCAACAAGGUGCAGGAGUAGCAGCAGGUGCCACAAGUGGCGCCUCGCCCAUGUUGGAUCAGCAGCGGCGCACACUGGAGCGCAGCGUGCGCAGUCUGCAGCAACAGCAACAACUGCAGCACCAACAACAACAACAACAGCAGUCAGCACUUGCCUAUGGCCUGGAGGAUGCACUGACAACGCCAACACGCAUUCCGUCGUUGCGACGACAGCGACGUGCGUCCGGCAGCCAGCACAAUAGUCACACCAAUCUCAGUCAUCAUCACAAUAAUAACAACAACAACAGCAGCAGCAAUAACAACAACAACAACAGCAGCAGCAGCAACAACAACAACAACAAUCUGCCACAUCAUCUGAUGCAUCAUCAGCAUCUGCAACAUCAUCAUCAUCAUCAUCAGCAGCUGCAGCAGCAGCAGCAUCAGAACCACAUUCACAAUCACAAUCACAACGGUGGCGUCGGUAUACCCAUUGUCCCUGGCAGUCCACGUGUCCAGCGCUCUCCCAUGCCCGCCCGGGCGCUCAUCAAACGCACACGGCUCGGCAGUCACACGGACAACAUCUCUUCGGGCAGUCUCAACAGUAUUGAGGUGUAGUUUUAAGCCAAUCUAAGCAAACACCGCUUCCCGGUGUUUAACCUAUAAGACAAUUAUUAUUAUUUUUUUUUUUCUUGUAAUUGUAUUAAUUUAAUUUAUUUGGCCUUUUCUCGAUAGGAUUAGGCUACGCAUAGAUCCUAGUUGUAUACUCCUUACGGGAGCUUCAAUUUUGUAUGUAGUGUUAUUUAUUUAUUUAAUUAAUCAACGCAACGACGACUCGAAUUCAUUGGUUAUUUUAAUUAGUUUUAUAAUCAUAUUCCUCCUUUGCCCCCUUUUUACCUUUCCUCCGUUCCCACGAAGAUGGGGAAAAAUAAGAAGGCAGCACUAGAUUUACUUAUAUACUUAGUUAUAGGUUAACGCUAUUCAUAAGUUGUUCACUAUUAACGUUAUCUCGCUGCUUAAAUAUAAAUACAAAUUUAAAUUAUUUAUCAGUAAUUUAGAUUUUAGACAUGAUUAGAAUUUAUAAUUUACACACACACAUACACGUACUUAUUGUAAGAUACCC
Messenger RNA from Drosophila innubila, 4240 nucleotides. RefSeq names its product interference hedgehog (gene boi). NCBI's taxonomy places the organism in Eukaryota, Metazoa, Arthropoda, Insecta, Diptera, Drosophilidae. Gene Ontology annotation, biological process: axon guidance; cell-cell adhesion. Bases 472 to 3735 code for a protein of 1087 amino acids. Gene Ontology annotation, cellular component: axon; plasma membrane. The record is from RefSeq and is a predicted model, not a curated record. The transcript has 9 exons. Gene Ontology annotation, molecular function: protein binding.